This is a messenger RNA of Funneliformis mosseae, 1962 nucleotides long. The record is from the annotation of a GenBank genome assembly. Lineage: Eukaryota; Fungi; Glomeromycota; Glomeromycetes; Glomerales; Glomeraceae.
AUGAAAAAGUUGAUUGAGGUGAUGAUGAAAAUCAUCAAUAGAUGGCGACGCGGUGUUGAUAUGACAACCAAUCAUGAGGGUUAUGAAUUUGAAGUUGGAGGUGGAAAUAACAAUAAUGCGCUGGAGAGACAAUCCAUAAUUAUGGAAUUUUUAAAUCAUAUGGAAGUUGUAGAAGUACAAUUAAAAGAAUUUCAUAGUAUUCUAAGUGAUGAAGUUAUUAAAGAUAUCAGAAAGAGUUUUAAAGAAUUUAUCAAGUUACCAAAGAUUUUUGAAAAUUAUCAGAAUAUCGUUAAUUACGACAUUUCAUUACGUAAAGUAGUAGAUCGUUUAAUUGACGAAAGAUUAAUAAAUAGUUCUCAGGAAUCUAAGAAUCCAUAUAGCAACAAUGAUGACCAGCAAUUUUUUUCUUCUUUGAAAGAAUUAAAAUUAUUAGCUAAUCAAAUAGCUUAUCUAAAACGAAUUGAAAUGAUACGGGAUGUGUUGAACUCUCCUAAUAAAGAAGAUAUCUUGUUUAAUAAUGCUCUCCCGUGUUCUCUUCAAGGUGAACAUAAAAAACUAGGCGCUGAGCUAUUUGGAUACAUUACAGAGAUUAAGGAAGACUACCGUAAUGCGGCUAAAGGACAAUGGGAUAAGCUCAAAACAUUAAAAAAAGAUGACAUCAGUGGACUUACUUCUAAAGAUCUGGAGUAUAAUAGCGUAACAUAUGGAUUGCUAGCCUAUCGGGAAUACAGAGACGCAUGUAAAAUUAAACUUUUAGAAGCCCAGUUAUAUGCAUUGGCAGCAAUUAGAUUACAACUUAAGAAUUCUCAUGAAGUCACGUUAAAUGAUCUGAACGAGGCAAAAAAAAUAUUUGAUAAAGUUAGAGGUAGGAAUACUGCCGAUGAAACUUCUGAAUUACAAACUGUGAUUAAUCUGAAACGUUCAAUUGAUGAUGAUAUGCGAAAGAUCGGUGUUGAUUUAUUGCUCAAAGCGGACCGCAGCUUGGCUCAUUAUCAAGUACCUAAAAAGGAUAUCUUGCAUGUCAGAUAUAAAGCUUCUAGCCUUAAAGGAAGAGGAAUUGGAAUAAUGACAACUGGUGUAGGUGUAGGAGUAGCAGUAACCGCAGCUGCUUCGAAUCAGUACAGUCGGUGGUCCAAUCUGGUUGGCAAUCGGAUUAAUGGCCUUUGGUAUGGGAUUUGGGGCGGUUCAAGCCUAUGGAAAGAAGGCAAGCACCUGACAAAAAUGCCAGGAAUUCUCGAAAAACUCAAUUGUAUAAUGAAACGAGCACUAAAAUGUUAUGAUGAAGGCGACCAUCAGCAAUUUAUCACUAUACUUUCUGAGGAGUAUAAAACGAAUACUAGUCUUAUAAAAUUAAGGGAUCGUUCAGAUUUUAUCGAUACUAAGAAAAUCGUGGAGACACUUCUAGACUAUGGUUUUCGAUCGGAUGGUAUUGCAUACCUAUUGAUUUUGCUUGGUGAGGUCUUAAGUAGUGGAAAAAUUAAAAUUGAAGGAAUAACAACGAAGGAGUUAAUAUCACAAGCAAAGCACGUUCUUACUGGGGUGAGGUUCGAGAUUCUUGACGAGAUGGCUAAAAAGCUCGAUGACCGCAUUGAUGAUGCAUUGCGAAAAAAGGACAAUCUUUUUAGUGUUUUAAAUAAAGUUAACGAUUUUAUUUUUAUUAAGAAUUAUAGUAACAUAGAUAAGGAACACAAGGGUGAUGCUCAAGAAACGUCCUUUCAAUCAAGGUUAGAAGAAAUGCGCAAUUUUGCAGAAAUUAACCUCGCGAUUUUUGAUAUUAUUGACGGUGGUGAUGAAGAACUUGAACGAGCUAGAAAAGCUAUUGAGAAAAUUAGAGAUCAAAUCUGUCGAUAUGGUUUUGCUGUAUUGCGCUUAGAAGUUUUGGAGGAUUUCUUGUUUGUCCUUCAUGUUUUAGAAUUACUUAAAAUCACUUUUCCUGUGGAAUCAGGAAUUCAAAGUCAUUGA